This is a messenger RNA of Dicrocoelium dendriticum, 1007 nucleotides long. NCBI's taxonomy places the organism in Eukaryota, Metazoa, Platyhelminthes, Trematoda, Plagiorchiida, Dicrocoeliidae. The record is from the annotation of a GenBank genome assembly.
GUGACAUCUAGCAACGCACGGCAGCGGGUUUACAAACCAGACGCGGGAAGAAUGAUGCCACCUAGCGUUUCUUUGGUUAAGUAUGACACUCCCAUACUGGUUACCAAAAACCUGGAUAAAAAAUCCCCUAAAGCAAAGUCACUAAAAGGAAUACAACAGAUAGAUGAAUGCGCUGCGAUUCCAUGUCCCCCGGGCAAAGGUAAGACAGGAGGUGCAAUUAGUGAGAAAGCCAGUCAACAGACAGAAGAGAUACUUAAUUCAAUAUUACCUCCCAGGGAAUGGACAGAGAAUGGUCAAUUGUGGAUCCAAAACGUGUCUAGCACACCGGCCACGAGAUUGGAUGUAGUCAAUCUGCAAGAGGAGUUAGACAGGAGAUUGCAGCAAAGACAAGCUCGUGAAACAGGCAUCUGUCCAGUCCGUAGGGAACUGUAUAAUCAAGUUUUCGAUGAACUUAUCCGUCAAGUAACGAUUAACUGUGCGGAGCGGGGACUUUUGUUACUUCGAGUGAGGGAUGAAAUACGUAUGACUAUUGCAGCAUACCAAACGUUGUAUGAAUCAAGCGUGGCUUUUGGUAUGCGUAAAGCCCUUCAGGCCGAACAAGGAAGAGCUGAUAUGGAAAAAAUGAUUGCAGAUUUGGAACAAGACAAAAGAGAUCUGGAGAGACAAGUGCAAGAGUUGAAGACAAAGUGUGAGCAUAUAGAAAAAAGAGCUGCAGAACAGCGACAAUUAGAAGAAAAGAAGCAUCAAGAUGAAAUUCAGUUUCUCAAACGAAACAACCAACAGUUAAAGGCCCAGCUGGAUGGAAUAAUGAACCCCAAGAAAUAAAGUAUGAACUAUUCCGACUCAUCCACAAACGACUGGGGACAAAGUGAAGGUUAGGAAGUCUGUUUAAACGAAAUGUCGUAAGAAAAGUCCAAAGUUAAAUUCAUGAAAUAAAUAUAUAUCUGCUUUGAAUGAUUUUCUUGAUUUUCGAAGCUUUCGCUUGAAAUAAAAGUGGUGUUAAAUUG